Molecule: messenger RNA, 1637 nt
Organism: Corythoichthys intestinalis (scribbled pipefish)
Lineage: Eukaryota; Metazoa; Chordata; Actinopteri; Syngnathiformes; Syngnathidae
Product: triple functional domain protein-like
Exons: 11
Coding region: 1-1266 (421 amino acids)
Biological process (GO): axon guidance
Cellular component (GO): cytoplasm; extrinsic component of membrane
Molecular function (GO): guanyl-nucleotide exchange factor activity
Source: RefSeq, a predicted model, not a curated record
AUGCAGCAGUGGAGUCAAGUGCACAAGACUUAUCUGAAGAUACGAGCUGGACAAAAGACUUCGACCAUGGAACAUCUUGCAUCUCAAAUUCUUGCGACCAUCGAAAGGCUGGGAGAGCACUUAUUGGAGCACCCUCUGAGUUUAACAGAUUUGGACCGGAUGAGCAAUGGUGCAAACAAGGCUGCAAGCAGGGAAACGUUCGUUUUGGCUGAGCUGAUUAAAACCGAAAAGGCUUACGUGCAAGACCUGCGAGAAUGCAUUUAUACUUACAUGAGGGAGAUGAUGACACACGAGGUGGAGAUCCCUGCAGGACUCAUCAAUAUGGAGCACGUCAUCUUCGGGAACUUGUUGGAGCUGUAUGAAUUCCAUCAUAAGAUCUUCCUCAAGGAACUGGAAAAACAUGAAAGCGUCCCUGAAGAUGUCGGACAUUGCUUUGUGAAAUGGGCUGAGAAGUUCCAAUUAUACGUGGACUACGCCAAGAAUAGUGACAAAUCCACUCGCCUCAUCGUGGAGCAUACUGUCACCUAUUUUAAUAAAAUUCAGCAAAAGCACGGACUGCCAUUCUCGUUACAAUCAUUCCUGAUCAAGCCAAUCCAGAGAAUGACAAAAUAUCCGCUCCUGAUAAAGAAUCUCCUCGAUUGCUUCGAAGAUGAGAAAGGAUUACUCAAGGAAGCCCUGGAGGUGACUCUCGGCAUUCUCAAGAGAGCUAACGAUGCAAUUCAUUUCUCCGUGCUGGAAGGUUUCGAUGAGAGCGGUGAAUCCCAAGGUGAGUUGCUCCGACAGGAGGCAUUCAAAAUGUGGGAUACAAAACUGCCAUUUUGCAGGGGGAAGAAUUCACAACUCUUUCUCCUGAAAAAUUCCUUGCUCGUCUGCAAGGUGGUCAAGGAUGAGAAAGGCAUGACGAAAUACAUUUACAAGAGAAAACUCAACCUAGCUGAUGUAAAGCUGACAGAACAUCUUAAGCGAGACCCUGGCAAGUUUGUCCUUAGGGUGAGCCGCAGCUUGAUGUCGAGCAAAAGAAUUGUUCUUAAGGCGUCAUCUGUUCAAACCAAGCUGGACUGGAUCGAACAUAUCCGGAAGCUAAACAAGGAACACACCCUCCACCUGACGGGUACACUCAAGGAGCCGAUUGGUAUUCCUAAAGCCAUCACAGCAAAGCUCUGCAAGAGCCAAAAGUCAAAAUCAGGGAUACUUCUAUCCAAUUCUGUGGCUUCUUGGUUUAAAAAAAGUAAAAAAAAAAAAAAAAAAUGGCGCCUUGAUCAAUGAGUGACUUGACUUCCAGACAUUGUUUGCCAUUUAUUUAUUAUAAAUUUGAGGGUGUUUGUUGGAGAGAUUUAUGCUGUGACUUUAACCCAAUUUAGACUGACACAAAUAGUCCACAAUUCCUUAAAAAAAAACAACAACAACAUACAUACUUUAUAACAGGUGACUUACAUCUCUGAUAUUGUGCAAGAAAAGAUAAAAAAAAAAAACAACAGAAUUAUUGUGUUUUGUUGUUUUUUUUUCUAGGGGAAGGGUGUGAACUACAGUGGCUUCGAGGAUUCCAUCAAAGUGGCUCGGCGUCCGUAUUUUUUGUUGUUGUUUUUUGCUACAUUUGUUUAUAUGUUUCCUUGUAAAUAUUGUAUAUAGUUAUGUAU